This is a messenger RNA of Rhopilema esculentum, 2426 nucleotides long. The record is from RefSeq and is a predicted model, not a curated record. NCBI's taxonomy places the organism in Eukaryota, Metazoa, Cnidaria, Scyphozoa, Rhizostomeae, Rhizostomatidae.
GGCGCAUAACAAACGCGCCUUCUUUCGAGGUGCAAGUUGUCAAUGGUGCAGGCUGUGCUCGUACGUUGUCGAUUGGUUUCCUGUUGAUGGAUCCAGUGCUAUCAAGAGAAAAAAAUAUACUCAAUAAUUGCUGUAUUUCCGCAUUAUGAUUGCCAGUUUCAGCUGUCCAGUCGGAGAAGUUGGUCACUGAAUCGCAGACGAGUGAUCUCAGCCUUGUCCGAAAUCAAGUACUCUUGCAGUUAGAAAGCAUUGCUCAAUAAAAGUCUGUAAUUAUGUCAGCUUCUCAUCCAGGAGGAAAGGAAAAGAAGUACAGGCCAACAAAGAUACCUUUAUCAAAGAAUGGAAAAGAAGAAGCCAGACCACCAGGGAAUUUGUCCGAUAGUACAACGUUGACAAUCGAUGGACAGAGGGUCGAAACACAUUGUAGUGACCUAAAAAGUGUCAAAGAAUUGGGGCGUGGAGCUUAUGGUGUUGUGGAGAAAAUGGUUCAUCAAAAAUCAAAACAUGAAAUGGCAGUCAAACGCAUUAGAGCAAGCGUUAAUACAACUGAGCAAAAGAGAUUGCUUAUGGACCUCGAUGUUUCAAUGAGAUUAGCUCAGUGCCCAUACACAGUACAGUUUUACGGUGCUCUCUUCAAAGAGGGUGACGUAUGGAUUUGCAUGGAGCUGAUGACAACAUCACUUGAAAGGUUCUACAAAAGUGUGAGCACCAGUGGGCAGCAGAUAACAGAACCAAUCUUGGGAAAGAUUGCGUUUUGUGUUGUUAACGCACUGGAGUAUCUGCACAGUAAACUUAGUGUUAUUCAUAGAGAUGUUAAGCCUUCAAAUAUACUUAUUAACUACAAUGGAGAUGUAAAGCUUUGUGAUUUUGGAAUAUCUGGUCAGCUUGUUGACUCAAUGGCAAAAACAAUGGAGGCAGGCUGUAAGCCGUACAUGGCACCUGAAAGGAUUGAUCCUUCCUGUUCUUCUAAAGGCUAUGAUAUUCGAUCAGAUGUUUGGAGUUUUGGAAUAACUAUGGCAAAAAUAUCAACAGGAAACUUUCCCUAUCAGGGAUGGAAAACACCUUUUGAUCAGCUUAGGGCAGUUGUUGAGAGUCCUUCUCCAUCAAUCCCAGUCGAUCUUGGUCAUUCCGAUGAUCUUCAUCAAUUUGUUGAUUCAUGCCUAAAGAAAGAUUUCAAAGGAAGGCCAUAUUAUACAGAUUUAUUGGAACACCCAUUCAUCACAAAGUACAAAGAUGUGGAUAUUGAUGUAGCUGAAUUUGUGAAGCCGUUCUUAGAACAAAUUGAGGGUGCAACCAACACUCAGUAGGCUUCAGACUUAUCUAGUUAGUGACCAGCAUUUAAAUUUUUUGUUUAGCAUUGUAGAUUUGUCAGCAGAGACUUAAUCAAGUUAGAUCUGGAUUUAAUUCAGCUAGCUCCUCCUGCUAGCAAAAAACAUCUAAGCUAUCAUUAACAGCUACUUUACUUGCAUUUGGGGACAUUGGUGAUCAUUUGAGGGUUGAAAAUACAAAUUUUUUAUUCCUAUUAUUUGAUUUAUGUCUAUUUGAUGAUAAACCUAAUAACAUUUGAUAUCAUCCGUCAUUUGUGAUGUAUUUUCUGGCUGUAUCAUAUGUUUGCAGUUACAGAAAUAUUGAAGUAUAAUUAGUGCAAACAACUCAUGUAAGUCGUGCAGUUUAUUUAUCUGUAUUAAGGUUUUUUCAAAAUUUGGUUAAUUCUUGCUGACUUUAAGUAUCUACAUUUUUGAGCUUUAUCAAUGUUCUAUGCAAUUUAUUAUCACACCCAUCAGAAAUAUUGAAUAAUAUUCUUGGAGAGCCCAAUUUUAUUCCCUCUAAAAGCGGGUAAGCGGGUAAGAGACAAAAAACACCUAUCCUUUUGUGGAAAGUUUUUUUACUAUAAAUGUUUGUAAACUUGCUUUAUGAUGAGAGUUUGUCAGCACUUGCUAGCCUAAAUAUGGUGAUUGGCAAACACAUUAGAAUUUCAACAUGUAAGAGCAAUUUAUUAAAAGUAAUUUGAAUUGAUAUUAUUACUGCAUUUUAGAAUAAGAGUUAUGAUCAUUAAGUUUUCGUAAAUAGUUAUGUUGGCUGUUGUUUGAAAAUAUCAUUUUUGUAUAACUUAUAACAAAAAUUUCUCUAACCUAUUGUUUAUAAGAAAGAUAACUCACCUAUUGUCUUAAACAAAAAAAUCAUUUUAAGUAAAUAUUUGGCUCAAAGCAAGAUAUUCCUGAUCCCAAAAUUGAAGUAAAAGAAUGCAAAGCUAGGUUUCUUGUGUAUUAAUUUUCUUAAAACAGAUGUACAGUAAAUCAAUUAGCAAUGUUAGCAGAAUGUUUAUCCAAACUUAAUCCUUUGUUCCAGUUUUAAUUGUUUUCCCAGUUUUUAUGAUGACUAAACAUUUCAUUAGAAACCAAAUUAAAUCAAGAGAUUUGUUGAAA